GUGAAAGCUGACUGUUCGUCAAUCCUCGAAGAGUUUGGUAUCUCAUGGCCGGAGCCGCUGGAUUGCAGCCGCUUCCCACAAGAGCCCGACCUGUGCAUGAAUCCGGAUGAGGACCGACACAGCUACGAAAAGACUAGCAGACGCUGGUACAGUCGUCAUUUCGUCUCCGACCAUCGUCACUUUCCUGUCCACACGAUUUGCUGGACAUCGACCCAUUGGACAACGAAGGAGUCUGUGCCUACAAAUGUGGAGCCGAUAUGCGUCUUCUACAUCUCGCUGUGCUUCAUGUUCUAUUCGAUACCCUAUCUGUUCCCAGUGGUCAUGCAAUAUUCGGCUAGAGCUUGUGACAAGCUCAUCAACGGGCAGACCUAUUUAGUAUUUUCU
Messenger RNA from Ostertagia ostertagi, 384 nucleotides. NCBI's taxonomy places the organism in Eukaryota, Metazoa, Nematoda, Chromadorea, Rhabditida, Trichostrongylidae. The record is from the annotation of a GenBank genome assembly.